AUGGAGGCAGACUCAGACAAAGGGAAGCUACCUAGCCAGCCCAAGGAAGCCAAGGCAAUCACGGUUUUGAGAAGCGGGAAAGAGGUAGACAACCACGUGAAAAUGCCCGAGCCUGACGACCUUGCACCAACCGACCAGCCCAAAAGAGUAGAGAAGAGCUCGAAGAAGAAUACAGAAGCUGAACCAAAGAAGCAGACAGACGGCUCAAUGUUACACAAGUCACCAAACCCCUUCAAACCAAGCAUACCCUUCCCAAGCCGACUCCGGGACGAGAAGCAGGAACAACAAUUUCGGGACCUAUACAACAUGCUCUCGAAGGUUAACGUCAACCUGCCACUCCUGGACGUGAUCAAGAGUAUGCCCUCGUACGUGAAGUUCUUCAAGGACUUAGUGACGAAGAAAAGGAAAUUCGGAGACGGGGAUAAGGUAGUGGUUUACGAGGCUGCAAGUGCUAUGCAGCAUGACCUUCCAAAGAAAGAACGAGAUCCCGGAGGCUUCGUGAUUCAAAUAGCCCUCGAAAACGGAAAGGAAGCUUCGGGGAUGCUUGACCUCGGAGCGGGAAUCAACCUUAUGCCGUUCUCGAUCUUUCAGCGGUUGGGUCUCGGUGAUUUGAGACCAACCCGAAUGUGCCUCCAGCUGGCUGACCGUUCGAUCAGAUACCCCAAGGGGGUAGUUGAGGAUGUCCUUGUUCGUGUCGGGAAGCUCAUUAUCCCGGUAGAUUUUGUCGUCUUGGAUGUGGGGGAUGUGCACGAAAACGGGAAGGAUCACACUAUCCUUCUCGGCAGACCGUUUAUGGCCACCACCAACACCCUCAUUGAUGUCAAGAACGGGACUUUGAACAUAACUGUCUUAGGCGAAUCUGUAUCUAUCUCAGUCCGGGAAGCCACAUCUGCAUCUUCAGUUAACUUUGUGGAGGAGUGUGCCUUCGUUGAUGUAGCAGAUUCGUUCGUGGGAGAGAUGACCGUACGAGACCUGGAGGAAAGGUCAUUACCCGAUCUUGAUGAGGGAGAAGAGCCAACCAUCGAGCUCUUUGUAGCAGACGAGCCCGACAAACCGAACCCACCCACACUAGAGCUUAAAGAACUUCUUCGCCACCUCAAAUAUGUGUUCCUUGACGAUGAGAAGCAAAAGCCAGUUAUCAUCUUUACUGAGCUUAACCGGGAAGAGGAGAAGGAGCUGAUUGAGGUACUUAAGAGGAACCAGAAGGCCAUUGGCUGGAGUCUAGGAGACAUUAAGGGCAUCAGCCCUUCCACGUGCAUGCACCGUAUCAUUCUGGAGGAGGGUGCUAAGCCUGUUCGGGACAGCCAACAGAGGCUCAACCCGAACAUGAUGGAGGUUGUGAAGAAGGAGGUGCUGAAACUUUACUCCGAAGGACUCAUCUAUCCAGUGGCCGACAGCGAGUGGGUCAGCUCGAUCCAUGUGGUGCCUAAGAAAUGGGGCAUCACCAUCAUCGAGAACGAAAAGAAAGAAAUGGUCCCCACCCGUAUCACUACCGGGUGGAGAAUGUGCAUUGAUUACCGGCGACUCAACGCCGUAACAAAGAAGGACCACUUUCCGUUGCCGUUCAUUGAUCAGAUUCUCGACCGUCUCUCAGGCCACCAAUUCUAUUGUUUCCUCGACGGUCUCUCGGGCUACUACCAAGUGGCCAUAGCUCCGGAGGAUCAGCCCAAAACAACUUUCACGUGCCCAUUCGGCACUUUCACUUUUCUCUCGUUUUUCAUCAGACAAAAACUUGUUCCUUUUAUCUUUGCUUAUCUUUGA
This is a messenger RNA of Striga asiatica, 1761 nucleotides long. Lineage: Eukaryota; Viridiplantae; Streptophyta; Magnoliopsida; Lamiales; Orobanchaceae. The record is from the annotation of a GenBank genome assembly.